AUGGCCGACACGAAGACUACCCUCGAUACCCCACCCGCAUACAUCAAGGCCACGGAGCACCUGAGCCGACCACGUGCGCCUUCCGCUGCCGCUGGUGGUCCCGGCCCGCGGACGCCGCUACCACUCAAUCUCCCUAUCAUCUCUUACCUCAAGUCUAAGCGCGUGGUCCUCGCCUCUGCCUCGCCGCGGCGGCGCGCCCUCCUUGCGCAGGUCGGCCUGACGAACCUUGAAAUUACCCCCUCGACAAAACCCGAGAACCUCGACAAGUCGGCAUACGGACCUUACGAGUAUGUCUCCGAGACGGCGCGGCAAAAGUGCCUCGACGUGUACGAGACGGCUCUGCAGACGCACCUUGCCUCGAUCCCGGACCCCGACGUCGUUAUCGCCGCCGACACUGUCAUCGUAACCCGCGACGGUCGCGUGCUGGAGAAGCCGCGUAGCGAGGCCGAGCACAUCAAAAUGCUGCGCCACCUAAGGGAUACCCGCGUGCACCGCGUGCUGACAUCCGUGUGCGUGAUCGCGCCGAGAGAGGACGCGCGGUCGCCGGGCUACGAGAUUGGGAACCAUACUGAAGAGACCAAAGUGUACUUUGUGCAGGAGAACGAUGGACUGCCGGACGAUGUCAUUGAGGCAUACGUCAAGACGAGAGAGGGCGCUGACAAGGCGGGCGGAUACGCGGUGCAGGGCAUCGGUGGGAUGUUGCUCGUUGAAAAGAUUGAGGGCAACUUUGACAACGUGGUCGGCUUGCCCGUGAGACAGACGCUGUCGCUCACAGAGAAGGUGGUUUUCAAACAAAAUGGAGAGGAAGUGGGCGAAGAAGACGUUGAAGAGGAUUUGAUGUGA
This is a messenger RNA of Colletotrichum graminicola M1.001, 843 nucleotides long. RefSeq lists its product as uncharacterized. The transcript has a single exon. Lineage: Eukaryota; Fungi; Ascomycota; Sordariomycetes; Glomerellales; Glomerellaceae. The record is from RefSeq and is a predicted model, not a curated record. Gene Ontology annotation, molecular function: nucleoside triphosphate diphosphatase activity. The coding region runs from base 1 to 843 and encodes 280 amino acids.